CGGGGCGCCGCCGUGCACGCUCGCUCGGGCUCCCUCGGACACGUCCGCGCCGCGCGCCUCCCCGGGUCUCCCUGCGCGCGCCCCGCACCUGCCCGCGGCCGCGGAGCCCGGCUCCGGCUGUGGCGCGCGGCGGGGGCGGCGGCGGAGCGCGGCCGUCAUGGGGCUGCAGCCUCUGGAGUUCAGCGACUGCUACCUCGACAGCCCGUGGUUCAGGGAGAGGAUCCGCGCCCACGAAGCGGAGCUGGAGAGGACCAACAAGUUCAUAAAAGAGCUCAUCAAGGACGGGAAGAACCUCAUCGCCGCGACCAAAAGUCUUUCAGCAGCCCAGAGGAAGUUUGCACAUUCACUCAGAGAUUUUAAAUUUGAGUUUAUCGGUGAUGCAGAGACAGAUGACGAACGCUGCAUAGAUGCUUCCUUACGUGAAUUUUCUAAUUUUUUGAAGAAUCUGGAAGAACAGAGAGAAAUUAUGGCAUUAAGUGUAACUGAAACCCUGAUUAAACCCUUGGAAAAAUUCAGAAAAGAACAACUUGGAGCCGUAAAGGAAGAAAAAAAGAAGUUUGACAAAGAGACAGAAAAGAACUAUAGUCUAAUUGAUAAACACUUGAAUUUAUCAGCCAAAAAGAAAGACUCCCAUUUACAAGAGGCAGAUAUCCAAGUGGAGCAAAACCGGCAGCACUUUUAUGAACUGUCUCUUGAAUAUGUAUGUAAGCUUCAGGAAAUCCAGGAAAGAAAGAAGUUUGAAUUUGUGGAACCUAUGCUGUCGUUUUUUCAGGGAAUGUUUACUUUCUAUCAUCAGGGCCAUGAACUUGCCAAAGACUUCAAUCACUACAAAAUGGAACUACAGAUCAACAUUCAGAAUACACGAAAUCGUUUUGAAGGAACGAGGUCAGAAGUGGAAGAGCUUAUGAACAAAAUCAGACAGAACCCCAAGGACCACAAACGAGCAAGUCAGUUCACGGCAGAAGGCUACCUGUAUGUACAGGAAAAAAGGCCCGCUCCGUUUGGUUCCAGUUGGGUCAAACACUACUGCAUGUAUCGGAAAGCAGCCAAGAAGUUCAACAUAAUCCCAUUUGAGCAUAGAUCUGGGGGAAAACUUGGGGAUGGAGAGGUGUUCUUUUUGAAAGAAUGUACCAAGAGGCAUACUGACUCCAUUGACAGAAGGUUCUGUUUUGAUGUAGAAGCUGCUGACCGGCCUGGCGUUGCCCUGACCAUGCAGGCGUUCUCUGAAGAGGAAAGGAAGCAGUGGUUGGAAGCUCUGGGUGGAAAAGAAGCUCUGCUACAUAGUUUUAAUAGAGCCAUCAUCCCAAGACCAGAAGGAAGUGCACAGUUGGAUAAGAUGGGAUUCACAAUUCUCAGAAAAUGCAUCAGUGCUGUUGAAACACGAGGUAUAAAUGAUCAAGGACUGUACAGAGUUGUGGGGGUGAGUUCAAAGGUCCAGAGACUUCUGAGUAUGUUGCUGGAUGUAAAAACAUGCAAUGAGGUGGACCUGGAGAAUUCCAUAGAGUGGGAAGUGAAGACAAUAACAAGUGCCCUGAAACAGUACUUGAGGAGUCUUCCAGAACCUCUUAUGACCUAUGAGUUACAUGGAGAUUUCAUUGUUCCAGCCAAAAGUGGAAGCCCAGAAUCUCGUGUUAAUGCUAUCCAUUUCUUGGUACACAAACUGCCAGAGAAAAAUAAAGAAAUGUUGGAUAUUUUGGUGAAACAUUUAACAAAUGUUUCAAAUCACUCCAAGCAGAACCUCAUGACUGUGGCAAAUCUAGGAGUGGUGUUUGGACCAACUCUGAUGAGGCCACAGGAAGAAACUGUCGCUGCCAUCAUGGAUUUGAAGUUUCAGAACAUCGUGGUGGAAAUCUUAAUUGAAAACCAUGAAAAGAUUUUUAGGACCCUGCCUGAUGCCACAUUCCCGGAGCCAAUCCCCCUAUCAACAUCACCCCCAAAUGCUCCACCAAGGCAAUCGAAGAGACAAGGCCAGAGGACUAAGAGACCCGUGGCUGUAUAUAAUCUUUGUCUUGAGCUAGAGGAUGGUGACAGUCCUAACCUUACUAAGGAGGACACCCCUACCAGUAAUCUAGAUUCACUUUCCUCCCCAUCGCCCAUGACUGCAGCUGUCCACAGGCCUCCUGGACCAGACAAAAACCACCUUCUCGCAGAUGGGGGCAGUUUUGGCGACUGGGCAUCCCCUGGCCCCUGCCAGAUGCGAUCACCCAUGGUCCAGUGGCUUAACAUGCAGUCCCCAGCCAGCCCGAGCUGCAGCCCAGCUGUUACACCACCUUCACCCAAGCCACCGCCUUCUCCUCUCUCUCUAUCUGCCACCGUAGUGGACAAGCCACCAGAAAGCAUUGUCAAUCGGAAGGCUCGAGCAGUGUAUCCAUGUGAAGCAGAACACAGCUCAGAAUUAUCUUUUGAAAUAGGAGCGAUUUUUGAGGAUGACUCCUUGGAGCAGUCCUACAGGCUAAGUGCUGCUAAGCCCCGUCUUGCAGUGCAAACCUCGAGGGAACCUGGCUGGCUGGAAGGGACCCUGAAUGGCAAGAGGGGGCUGAUUCCACAGAACUACGUCAAGCUGCUGUAGUGCCUGGCCGGGGAGGCCCCACGUAGACCUUGGCAUCUGGGAACCUGCCUUCAUCCUCCAGGGCGGAACCCACAGCCGCCGGACGUGGGAACUGCAGAUCACGGCUUGGCACUCCAGGGGCAGGUGGGGGGACAGGACGGACCCCACAGAGCUGCCUAGGUCUGUGGAGCAGGAGGAGAGUAGCAGGAUUAACGGGACGGACCUUUCAUUUGUCACGCCUCUGGACUGAGAGUUAAUAAUGCAGUCAGGCCUCCCCGCUGGUGAUCACUCCUCCAGGCGCCUCCCUGCACACCUGCUGCUGAGAUUUUAAAGGGAACUGUCCUCACUCGUGGUGGUGUCCACAGGAUGUGCUCUUGGCCUCGGUUGAUGUGUGGAGAGGGCUGCUGCGGGCGGGGCGGGGGGGGGUUCCGUCCAAACCCAGAGAGAGGGCAGCACAGAGAUGCUCCUUCCUAGAUGGCCACCCCGGGACCCACAUUCACUCCACUUAGAGCACACUGGCGUAUUUAUAACAGGCUUCUCGUUGGUGCUUCUCACCUGUGUGCUGUUUCCCAAACACCACCUUUUGGCCCCAAGUUCUCUGUAAAUGAAAUAAAAUGUAAUUUACUAUUUGA
Canis lupus familiaris (dog) is the source of this 3180-nucleotide messenger RNA. RefSeq names its product Rho GTPase activating protein 10 (gene ARHGAP10). Lineage: Eukaryota; Metazoa; Chordata; Mammalia; Carnivora; Canidae. Gene Ontology annotation, cellular component: cytoplasm. Gene Ontology annotation, molecular function: protein binding; GTPase activator activity. The coding region runs from base 158 to 2569 and encodes 803 amino acids. The record is from RefSeq and is a predicted model, not a curated record. The transcript has 24 exons. Gene Ontology annotation, biological process: signal transduction.